Molecule: messenger RNA, 995 nt
Organism: Ochlerotatus camptorhynchus
Lineage: Eukaryota; Metazoa; Arthropoda; Insecta; Diptera; Culicidae
Gene: Unc50
Product: Unc50 RNA binding protein
Exons: 3
Coding region: 133-948 (271 amino acids)
Cellular component (GO): Golgi membrane
Source: RefSeq, a predicted model, not a curated record
AGCAGCAAGUGCAAAAAGUACUUCAACAUAUUUUAUGCUUUAUUGUAUUUUGAAAACUAAGAAAGCUAAACUAUAAAUUCAACUUGAGCAAUCUUCAAUUAAAGUGAAUGUUCCAUCGUAUAGACGGAAACAAUGAAAUACUCCACCUCUCCGACACCUUCGCGCACCAACAGUUCCCUGCUGGGGAUGUCAUCAAGAACUACAUCACCAUUGCCACCGCCGGCCAACUAUCAGAACGACUGCAUGAGCGCCACCAACAAAAGCUACAAGUAUCUCCGUCGUUUUGUCAAGUUUGAUCAAAUGGAUUUCGAGUUCGCGUUAUGGCAAAUGCUGUACCUAUUCAUAGCUCCGAAAAAAGUUUACCGAAAUGUAAACUACCGGAAACAAACCAAAUCUCAAUUCGCCAGAGAUGACCCGGCUUUCCUGGUGCUGCUGGUGGGCUGUCUAUGUGUAACAUCCUUUGGAUUCGCUUGGGUCCUGAGCCUAGGAAUUGGACAGAGUAUUUUGUUUUUGUUGUACGUUGUAUUUGUGGAUUGUAUCCUUUGCGGAAUGGUCGUUGCUACCUUGCUUUGGUUCGUGACGAACCGUUAUCUGCGUGAUCGAGCAUCCGACAUCGAUGUGGAAUGGGGUUACGCGUUCGAUGUACAUCUGAAUGCAUUUUUCCCUCCCUUGAUUCUGCUGCAUUUUAUUCAACUUUUCUUCUAUCAUCCGUUGAUUAGCCAGGACUGGUUUAUAUCGACCUUCAUUGGUAAUACGAUGUGGCUGGCUGCGCUGAGUUACUACAUCUAUAUCACCUUCCUUGGCUACAACGUUGUACCAAAUUUGAAGAACACCCGAAUAAUUUUAGUUACACUACCACUGCUUUUCUUAUUUUAUGUUAUUACGUUGAUAAUUCGCUGGAAUUUGAGCACAUCCUUGAUGUACUUCUAUCACUAUAGAGUUUUGUAGACGAUACAAUUGCAAUAAAGAGUAUGAUGGUAUAUCACAGCUGAAAA